CUGCUGCUGGUCUCCCUUCUGUAAGUCAGCCCGGCAGGCUGCAGACUGUUGCCCCAGUAAAGGCUUGCUGCUUGAACAUUCAUGUGUGCCCAUUCUUCGGCACUUUUCAUUCUGGUGCCGAAACCCGGGGAGGUGGCGCUAUUGGGACCUGCAGGCUCUGGAGCUGCACUCCCUAUCACCCCUUCCCGGACCUGCAGCUGCCGAACCGGGGCACACACCUCCAGGGCUUUCAGUCCUUUGCCAUUGCUGAUGCCACAUCCAACACCGGCCUGAUUCUUUCAACGGUGUGGAAGGCCAGUCCCCUCCUCCCCAAGAGGAAAUCCAGUCCAGCUCUGCCUGACCUGUUGGACCUAGCCAUGGAAGAGUGACGGUGCCCUGGGACAUUGGCCCCUUCGCCCAUCACAUCAAAGGAGCCCAGGGUAACUAUCCAUGUGGCAGUGGCAGCUGAAAUAUCCUAAGCUGGUUCUCCGAGAAGCAGGCAGUGUGUCUGAGGAACUCCAUAAAGAGGUUCAGGAAGCCUUUCUCACACUGCACAAGCAUGGCUGCUUAUUUCGGGACCUGGUGAGGAUCCAAGGCAAAGAUUUGCUCACUCCAGUGUCUCGAAUCCUCAUUGGGAAUCCUGGCUGCACCUACAAGUACCUGAACACCAGGCUCUUUACGGUACCCUGGCCUGUUAAGGGUUCUAAUGUAAGCUACACCGAGGCUGAGAUUGCUGCUGCUUGUCAGACCUUCCUUAAGCUCAAUGACUAUCUGCAGAUAGAAACCACCCAGGCUUUGGAAGAACUUGCUGUCAAAGAGAAGGCCAAUGAAGAUGCUGUGCCAGUGUGUAUGUCUGAGUUCCCUAGUGUUGGGAUGGGUUCAUCCAGUGAUGAAGUGGACAUGAAGAGCAGAGCAGCCUACAAUGUAACUUUGCUGAAUUUCAUGGAUCCUCAGAAGAUGCCAUAUUUGAAAGAGGAGCCUUACUUUGGCAUGGGGAAAUUGGCAGUGAGCUGGCACCAUGAUGAAAACCUGGUGGACAGGUCAGCGGUGGCAGUGUACAAUUAUAGCUGUGAAGAUUCUGAAGAAGAAAGAGAGGAUGAUUCUCAUCUUGAAGGCAGAGAUCCAGAUACCUGGCAUGUUGGUUUUAAGAUCUCGUGGGAUAUAGAGACGCCUGGUUUGGCAAUACCCCUUCACCAAGGAGACUGCUAUUUUAUGCUUGAUGAUCUCAAUGCCACCCACCAACACUGUGUUUUGGCUGGUUCACAACCUCGGUUUAGUUCCACCCACCGAGUGGCAGAGUGCUCUUCGGGAACCUUGGAUUAUAUUUUACAUCGCUGCCAGUUGGCUGUGCAGAAUGUCCAUGAUAAUGUGGAUAAUGGUGAUGUCUCUUUGAAAUCCUUUGAGCCUGCAGUUUUGAAACAAGGAGAAGAAAUUCACAAUGAGGUCGAGUUUGAGUGGCUGAGACAGUUUUGGUUUCAAGGCAGUCGAUAUAGAAAGUGCACCGAUUGGUGGUGUGAACCCAUGACUCAACUGGAAGGGCUGUGGAAGAAGAUGGAAAGUGUGACAAAUGCUGUGCUUCAAGAAGUUAAAAGAGAGGGGCGCCCUGUGGAACAAAGGAAUGAGAUGCUGACUGCCAUCCUUGCCUUGCUCACCACCCGCCAGAACCUUAGGAGGGAAUGGCAAGCCAGGUGCCAGUCCCGAGUUGCUCGAACUUUACCAGGGGAUCAGAAACCAGAAUGUCGGCCGUACUGGGAGAAGGAUGAUCCCUCAAUGCCUCUGCCCUUCGAUCUCGCAGACAUUGUUUCAGAACUCAGAGAACUCAGAACAUCCAGCAGUCCCUGACCUCCAUCCUAGCAUGGCAGCACACCAAGCAUCGUCUUCCGGUUCAGAAGCAGGCUGUGGCCCUCGGUGGUUUGCAGUAGACCCCAUGGCUCCCUAUUACCACUUAUUGCGGACCUGACCUACACUUCCAUGCCAAAGCUUUCCAGACUUUGUUUGUACCCCUGUAGGAGAAAUGAGAGAUGUUUGUGCUCACCCCAAUCCAUGUGUACACUUGCUGAACUGUUCCUGUGAACUGCUUGUACUAAUGCCAUGUGCGUCAUUAAACAUUCGUAUACAAUAAAGAUAUUAAAAGGAUAAGAAACCAA
Heterocephalus glaber (naked mole-rat) is the source of this 2126-nucleotide messenger RNA. RefSeq names its product FTO alpha-ketoglutarate dependent dioxygenase (gene Fto). Gene Ontology annotation, molecular function: ferrous iron binding; broad specificity oxidative DNA demethylase activity; mRNA N6-methyladenosine dioxygenase activity. NCBI's taxonomy places the organism in Eukaryota, Metazoa, Chordata, Mammalia, Rodentia, Bathyergidae. The record is from RefSeq and is a predicted model, not a curated record. Gene Ontology annotation, biological process: regulation of multicellular organism growth; DNA alkylation repair; RNA repair.